Manis pentadactyla (Chinese pangolin) is the source of this 1776-nucleotide messenger RNA. RefSeq names its product homeobox protein MSX-1. The record is from RefSeq and is a predicted model, not a curated record. Bases 760 to 1776 code for a protein of 338 amino acids. Gene Ontology annotation, molecular function: DNA binding. Lineage: Eukaryota; Metazoa; Chordata; Mammalia; Pholidota; Manidae. The transcript has 5 exons.
GUCCAUUCUUGGGUUCUGUGAUUCUGCUGCUGUUUUGUUCCUUCAGUUUUUCUUUGUUUUUAUACUCCACAUAAGAGUGAAAUCAUUUGGUACUUGUCUUUCUCCGCCUGGCUUAUUUCACUGAGCAUAAUACCCUCUAGCUCCAUCCAUGUUGUUGCAAAUGGUAGGAUUUGUUUUCUUCUUAUGGCUGAAUAUUUAAUAUCAUAUAAUGUGGGAUUUAUUUCUUAUCACAAGGUUUUACUGAAAGUGUGGAAUUUCUUUCUCAGUUAAUUUUAUUUCCCUGUAGUGUUUUUAAGAAUAUUUGGAAACUGAUCCUGUUUAUCUGCUCUUGAGGGCAAUGGACUUAAAAAUGAAUGAAUAUGUAUGUAGAAUUUUCACCAGAAAGCUGGAAGGGUCAUAAUGGCACCUGCAUCAUAUGCUUUUCAUUUCUGUGGGUUCAUUCUCGUAAUGAUGCACCACAUGCGUUUUCCUGACUCAUCCUGUUCUUGAUGAAGGUGAAAAGAGCACAUUAAUUUUAAACGGUUUUUGAAAACAGAAGACCUUGCCUCCCGUCUCACAGCAUUCAGAUUCGCCGGAGAAGUUCAGCAAUCACCCUUGUGGGUUUCAGAAAUUUAUAAUUAUGAGAGAUCUUUCCUAGGGGUUCUGUGUAUUCCAAACAAGAAGAGGAAAUAAGAGACUAGCCUGGACCGGAGCUUUGAAUGUUUAGGUUGUCCUGUCAAAUGCUUCUUCUCUCCCAAUCUUUACACAGCGACGGCAGCAAUGAACCGUAGGCGCAGCCGCACCAAAUUCACAGAAGACCAACUGAAAAUCCUCAUCGGUGCGUUCAACCAAAAACCGUACCCAGGCUAUGCAACCAAACGCAAACUUGCCUCAGAAAUCAACGCUGAGGAGUCUAGAAUCCAGGUGAGUCGCAAGUUCUCCGAGAUUCUCCGAGAGGAGGAGAAGGAAACGCGCAUGGGGAGGAUGAAGGCUCGCAGGGGUGGGGAGGAGAUCUGGUUUCAGAAUCGAAGAGCCAGGUACCUACGACCCCAGAGAGCAUCGGGGCCUGAGCGGGCCUUAGAAGCAAGCCGAGACCAAGACGGCGCUGAAGAGGAGAUUCCGAGUAAACAGUCCGCCCCGGGCCUGCCCUGGAGCUCAGCCGGCCGCUCUGCAGGGGGGAGAGAACGUUCUCGCCCUCGGGGCUUCCCGCUCAGGGCCUCCUGGCGGCAGGAGGCUCCACAGGCCCCGGGGACCUCUUCCCCGCGGAGCCACGGGCAUUCUGAGGCUGGCCCCCUGACAUUCCUCCUUAUUAUCGAGUCCCCGCCGUCCCCCACUGCAGUCACUGUGACCAGGGCAGGAAGGGGCCACAGAGCCCCUGCUUGUCUCUGUGCUACACUGUCCUUGACCUUCAAUCUCGCACCCACCCUAGGCAGGGAAGACAGACGGUGUCGGACCAGCUACACUUCCUCCCAGCUACACACCCUCAUCAAGGCGUUUACGAAAAACCCUUAUCCGGGGGUUGAUUCCAGAGAGCAACUUGCUCAAGAAAUUGGGGUUCCAGAGUCAAGAGUCCAAGCCCGUCCUCCGCCCGGCACCGUGCAGGCCUCGCGUGUGCCCGAGGCCCGCGUCCCGGAGCCCCGGUGCUCCUGGGGACAGCUGGCUCCCCGGGCUUGCACACAGCGGAAGGCGCGGGCCUCCCCUGCGCCCGGCUCCCCAGGGAUCCCCCGUUUUCUGGAACUCUCCUUCGUGGUUUACUGCCUCGUUUUGCGCGCCGGCUCCUCCGGUAGUUUCCGGUAG